AUGUGCACUUUGGGGCAACAGAAAGAGGCUCGAGAAAUGCUGACUGAGAUGUUAAGGAACAACAUAACUCCUACCACUGAGACCUACAGCAUGUUGAUUGAUAUGUAUUGUAAAGAUGGCAAGGUUGGUGAAGCACGGGACAUUUUUGAAUACAUGACUGGGAUAGGAUUGGUUCCCAAUAUCAUCACUUACACUGCAUUGUUAGAUGAAUAUUGUUUACGUGGUGAGAUGGAUGAGGCUGAAAAGCUUAUGGAUUUGAUUGUUGAAAAUGGUUGCAAACCUAAUGUAGUUACUUACAACAGCUUAAUCAAUGGCUAUUGCAAGUCUAAAAGGAUUGACAAAGCUCUUUGUCUGCUCCAAGAGAUGCAUUUUAACAGAUUAACCCCUAGUGUUAUCACAUACAACAUUCUUAUAGAUGCCUUGUGCAAAGACAGUCAGCUCAAGCGUGCACACCAGUUUUUAAAGGAAAUGGAAGCUCAUGGACUAAAGCCAGAUGUAGUCACUUUGAACUCAUUGCUUGAUGGCAUGUGUAAGAAUGCACAAAUUGACGAGGCAAUUGCAACAAUGAAGGAAAUGGGGAAUACUGGAGUGGUCCCUAAUAUUGUUACAUAUAGUAUCGUAAUGGAUAGUUUGUGUGAAGCUAAUCGCCUUAGAGAAGCGGUGGACAUCUUUUCCUUUCUCACAACUACAGGGGUGCAUGAUGUGCGUGCUUACACUAUAAUGAUAAAAGGGUUUUGUAAAGAAGGAUUGCUAGCAAAAGCCAAUGAAUUAUUGAAGAAUAUGGAGGACAAUGGAUUCUUUCCAGAUGAAUGGACUUUCAAUACAAUUAUUAGAUGGUUUAUAGAUGGAAAGGAUGUUAUGUGA
Messenger RNA from Chenopodium quinoa (quinoa), 864 nucleotides. RefSeq names its product putative pentatricopeptide repeat-containing protein At1g12700, mitochondrial. The record is from RefSeq and is a predicted model, not a curated record. The transcript has a single exon. NCBI's taxonomy places the organism in Eukaryota, Viridiplantae, Streptophyta, Magnoliopsida, Caryophyllales, Amaranthaceae. Gene Ontology annotation, molecular function: protein binding. Bases 1 to 864 code for a protein of 287 amino acids.